Messenger RNA from Eupeodes corollae, 2672 nucleotides. RefSeq names its product tudor and KH domain-containing protein homolog (gene papi). Gene Ontology annotation, biological process: spermatogenesis. Lineage: Eukaryota; Metazoa; Arthropoda; Insecta; Diptera; Syrphidae. The record is from RefSeq and is a predicted model, not a curated record. The coding region runs from base 602 to 2326 and encodes 574 amino acids. The transcript has 6 exons. Gene Ontology annotation, molecular function: RNA binding.
UUGCAAAAAUGAACUUUUUUGGUAUCUUUUUCGAUUUUUGAAUGAGAUUUUGUUGAGAAUGCUCAAGUUCAUGCAUCUUGUCUUUUUUUGAAUUAAUAAACACUAAACAGACACCACGCAACGCAACACGGUUCACCUUUUCGUCUUUGUAUUUCGUAAUUCUAAUAAAUAUUCGAUUUAUUUUAAUUUUAUAUUGAAAAAGUGGUACUCAAGACGGUCGAGACUCUAUUUUUGUGCUAAAAAGUUUUUGUAAAGUUUACGUAUCCAAUAAAAAUACAUAUCACCCAGAAUCUUAUCUAUCCCCAGAGUAAAGAAGACCAAAAAGAUUAAAUGGUCAUCGUGUUGAAGUUGAUAAUCAGCUCAAAAUAAAACAAUCGAAAAAUCAUCCUUAAAACUCAAACUGUACCUAAUUAGCUACCUUAAUGUAAUAAUUUGUUGUUGAAAUUUGACAUAAAAAAUCCAAUUGGAAGCAGCAGAGUUUUUACACAAAAGUUUGUCCAAAUCAACAAUAAAUCAAUUUAUUAUAAAUAAAUAUAAAAUACAAAGCUCCACUCUCUAAUAUCUAAAAAAAAAAACACAAACAAACAUACAAACAUACAAAAUGCUUCGUGGCGCAGCUAAUCCCGCAUUGAAACUUAUCCUUGGCCUCGGUCUUUGCACUGUUGGUGGUGCCAUGUUAUAUAUUUAUUUUAAAAAUCGUGACGACGAAGAAGAUGAUCUCGAGAAAAAAAUCCGAAAACCACGAUCAACAUCAGGAACAGCAGCAGCACCUAUUCAAAAAGAAGUUAAAAUUCAAAUGACAAUUGGCAAUGAAUAUAUACCCUUGGUGGUUGGACGUGCUGGAGCGAAUCUAGCUCGAAUUGAAGAAAGAAGUAAAACUACUAUUCGAUUUAGGGACAAAGAUGACAUAAGUAAAUUAUGUGAAAUUCGUGGUUUUCCGUUGGCAGUGAAAGAAGCAAAACAAAUGAUUCUUAAAGACAUCGAACGCUCUCCGAUUGUUAAGGAGGAGAUCUUUGUGCCACAAAGUGUUUGCGGAAAGAUAAUCGGGCGUUGUGGUGAAGCAAUGCAGGAAAUCUGUCGCCAAUCAAUGGCCAAAGUUUCUGUUGAUUCUGGCGGACGCAAUGGUGGUAUCAAUAAACGACGUAUUGUCAUCACUGGCAAUCGGUCACAAGUUAACAUAGCUCGUAAAUUGAUUGAGGAUAAAAUUCAAGAAGAUGAAGAUCUUAAGAAAUCCCUCGAAGAAGUCGAACUAACUCGAGAACCUCGACGCAGUCCCACCAAUAGUAUGUCGUCAAGUAUUUACUCGUCACAAACCUCGCUCAACUCACAAUUGCUAUCGCCACGUGAGAAACUAUGCACGAGUGAAUAUGAGAAACCAUUGGAAGUGUAUGUUUCGGCAAUUGCAUCACCAGGUAAAUUCUGGGUUCAAUUGAUUGGACCCCAAUCGAAGAAACUUGACAAUCUGGUCAAAGAAUUGACUGACUAUUAUAAUGUUGCCGAAAAUCGUGAAAUGCACACCAUCACGGAGCCCUAUUUGGGGCAAAUUGUAGCGGCUGUCUUUAAGUAUGAUGGCAAAUGGUAUCGUGCGGAGAUUGUGGGCAUCCUACCAAAUGAAUACAACGCAAAUGAAGUGGUUUUGGAUUUGUACUUUGUGGAUUAUGGGGACAGUGAGUAUUGUUCUCCUCAUGAAGUGUUUGAGUUGCGAACGGAUUUCCUUACCCUAAGAUUCCAAGCUAUUGAAUGCUUCUUGGCAAAUAUUAAAUCAACGCUACCCAAUGAUCCAGAAACAUGGGAACAGCAGUCGAUUAUAAGAUUUGAAGAAUUGACACAAGUUGCAAAUUGGAAGAAACUGAUCUCUAAAGUAGUCACAUACAAAGAUCGCCCCAAACCCGGAAAUCGUUCAAAAAGAGAAGGUUCUCCUGUCCCUGGGGUUGAACUUUUUGAUUUAUCCGAUGGUCAUGAGGUCAGUAUAAACAAUUUACUUAUAUCGAAUGGACUCGCAUUACCCGAAAAUGGAAACGAAGUUUUACGACUUGGUGGUGGAGAUUCACCUAUGUCCAGUCCAAGAACAAUUUCAUAUGAAAGUAUUCCGACCCACAACGAAGAUUUUCCCGGAAAGAACGCAGCCUACACAAAUGGAAAUAAUUCACAACUUGUUAAUAACCUACAUGAUAAAAACAAAUCUAUAAAUCCUAAACAACAACAACUACAGCAAGUAGAAGGCGAUUACUUUAAUGGCAACUAUUCAGUUGACAGUGAUUUAAAUUCAAAUGGGAAAAGUAGAUUUAACAAUUCGAAUGGACAGUGGAAGAAUGUUUUAAGUUAGACAUGUUUAGAUAUUCAGUUAAAAGAAACUAACAGAAAACGCAUAGUUUUAAGUUUUAAUUUUCUAUGACUUGUAAAUAUAGUUGAUGUAAUUUCUUUUACUUUUCUUCUAUCCUUCUUCUUCUUUAAAUUCUAUGUUCUCCAAAUCUAUGAUUUCAUAAAUUAUAUUGUAGAACCUUAAAAGAUACAUGUAUAUCUAAAUUAUAAGUUGACUUAUAAAAUUAUUAUAGUUUUAGAGUUUAUAUUUUUAAAUUAUUUUUACCAGAAUUAAGGUAAAUAAUCUUAUGAAAACAAAACCCAAAACAAAAUAAAGCUGAAUGCAAAAUUAUAAUUUUUUGAAUUCGAAA